Messenger RNA from Sarcophilus harrisii (Tasmanian devil), 1958 nucleotides. It is a transcript of the gene TBX19, whose product is annotated as T-box transcription factor 19. Gene Ontology annotation, biological process: positive regulation of DNA-templated transcription; cell fate specification; regulation of transcription by RNA polymerase II. The coding region runs from base 1 to 1278 and encodes 425 amino acids. Gene Ontology annotation, molecular function: DNA-binding transcription factor activity, RNA polymerase II-specific; RNA polymerase II cis-regulatory region sequence-specific DNA binding. Gene Ontology annotation, cellular component: nucleus. The record is from RefSeq and is a predicted model, not a curated record. The transcript has 8 exons. NCBI's taxonomy places the organism in Eukaryota, Metazoa, Chordata, Mammalia, Dasyuromorphia, Dasyuridae.
AUGAGCGACCAGAGUUGCAAAAAUGUCAGUGAUUGCACAGUUUCCCGCCUGCUCAAUGUGGUGGAAAGUGAGCUCCAGGCAGGGAGAGAGAAAGGAGACCCCACAGAAAAACAGCUUCAGAUAAUCCUGGAGGAUGCAGCCCUUUGGCAGAGAUUCAAGGAAGCCACUAAUGAAAUGAUUGUGACCAAGAAUGGCAGACGCAUGUUUCCUGUCUUGAAGAUCAGUGUAACUGGGCUGGAUCCCAAUGCCAUGUAUUCUUUCCUGCUGGACUUCACCCCGACUGACAGUCACCGGUGGAAAUAUGUCAACGGUGAAUGGGUGCCAGCCGGCAAACCCGAAGCUUCCAGCCACAGCUGUGUCUACAUCCACCCAGAUUCUCCCAACUUUGGUGCCCACUGGAUGAAAGCCCCUAUCUCCUUCAGCAAAGUGAAGCUUACCAACAAACUCAAUGGAGGUGGGCAGAUAAUGCUGAACUCUCUGCAUAAAUACGAACCCCAGGUUCACAUUGUUCGAGUUGGCAGUACUCACCGGAUGGUGAUGAAUUGCUCCUUUCCUGAAACUCAAUUCAUAGCUGUGACUGCCUAUCAGAAUGAGGAGAUAACGGCACUCAAAAUCAAGUAUAAUCCAUUUGCCAAAGCCUUCUUGGAUGCCAAGGAACGAAACCAUCCAAAAGAUGCUCCAGAAGUUAUCUCAGAGGGUCAGCACAUUACAUAUUCCCACUUAGGAGGUUGGCUUAUUUCUAAUCCAGAUGCGGUGUGCACAUCAGGAAACUCCAACUACCAGUACCCUGCUCCCCUGCCUUUGGCUGCUCCGCACUCCCACCAUGGCUGUGAACACUACUCUGGUCUCCAUGGACACAGGACAGCUCCCUACCCUCCUCCUUACAUGCAUAGAAACCAUUCUUCCUCAGUGAACUUGAUAGAGAGCUCAAGCAAUAGCCUGCAAGUUUUUUCUGGAAACAACAGCUGGACUUCUUUAUCCUCCACUCCCCAUGCGCUCUCAGUCCCCCACACCAACGGAGCAGCCUCUCCCCGGCCCAGUCACUACCCUUGCCUAUGGACCAUCAGUAACAGCGCUGGGAGUUCUGCUGACCCAGGCCCAUCUGUGCAUACCAGCUCUUCGGGUACAUUUCUCCUAGGCAAUACAGCUCUCUCCCCACCCUCUUCCUUGACCCCCAUCCAGGUACCCACUUGUGCCAGCGUGGAUGCCAUGGGGGAGUCCUCCCUCUCCAGCAUUGCUGUGUCCACAUGGACAUCAGUAACAUCCCAUUCCUUCUGAUGGGGGAAACAUUUUCUCAAACCUGAAAAUUAAGACCUGGGGGGGACCAUAUACUGAAACUAUAUCUGAUGAAUCCAAAUGGAUCGGACUGCAAAUGAUUCUUUCUGUUCUUAAAGGAGACAAAUUAUCUUGCUGAGGGGAGAAGGAAGAUUAGUACUCUAACAUUGGGAUGAAUUGGGGGAGCUGGAAUGAGUAUAAUAAGUUUUUUGAGUUAGGUUAAUGUUAAAAUGUUAAAAUUAGUUUAGGCUUCCCUUUUCUAUGCUCAGAACAGAUAGGGGAGACUAAACUUCAAUUAUCUUUUGAAGACAAAGUAGUAUGAAGAGUGUUGUGUGUGUCUGUGUAUGGGAAUGCUGCUAGAUAUUAUUGUUAGUAAUUUAUUGGAUUUUUUGGCCAAGUUUUUCAAGAGUCAAGAGGAAUAACUAUAAAGAAUUAUAGUUCUGAAACUCUGGGGAUAGCUGCAUUUUAGGCAUAUCCUAUCUAGUUGUAUGCAUUUCAAACAUUUUUCUCUCAGAUCCAGUUCAAUAGUUAAGAUAAUGCUAAUUGUGUAUCACUUCCCUACCUUUUUCUUUAACUGUUUUACUCCUACAGAGUUACUGUUAGUACCUGUUACUCUGUGACUAAGUGGUACAGUGGAUAGAGAGCUUCUCCUGAAGUCUGGAGUUUAAAUUUAGUCUGAGUUC